AUGCAGCAGCCUGAAAGCCAGCGGACAACUCAGCGAACAACGGCAGAAGUACUGGAUCCAGCAGCUCACUACCUGCGUCGGAGGAAAACUGCUCUGUGGGUGACGGUGUCCCUGCUGGCUCUGGCUCUGGUGGUGCUGGCUGUGGGUCUGAUCUCUGCUACUCGCACGGACAACGUGCCUGUCGCUGGAUAUUACGCCGGCAUCACCCUGAGUUUUGGAGCUUUUCUGGGUAUUGUUGGCAUCCACCUGGUGGAGAACCGCAGACCCAUGCUGGUGGCAUCGAUCAUAUUCAUCAGCUUCGGAGUCAUUGCGUCGUUCUUCUGUGCCAUUGUGGACGGGAUCAUCGCUUCAGAGUUCAUCGACAUAAGGCCCUUGCAGGAGGACAUGUGUGACUUUUACGCCAGUGGAGCAGGUUACGCCUACGACAACUACUAUACUGAGGUGAUUCAUGCAACAACUGCAUCUAGACCUCUCACGCUGCAGGUGACGUGCCGUUCGUUUGACAAAGCGUGCAAGCUGAAGCUGAGGAGCAACACCUGCUACUGCUGCUACCUGUACAACUGUGCGAGCACAGAGUUCCACACACAGUACUACGCGUUCACCGGGGUCAGCGGCUGCUGGGAUGUGAUCCACCUGCACCGUCUGCUGUGGGCCUCAGUGGUGCUCAACGUGCUCGGCCUGUUCCUGGGCAUCAUCACUGCCGCCAUUCUCGGAGCGUACAAGGACAUGCAGAAGCCGACUCCCCAGGUCGCUGCCAGCCCAACACCGCCACCCCACAUCCUGUACAACCCCACCCAGCACAUGGUCACCUACCCUGGCUUCUGCCCUUCAGGACAAACUCUGCCCGCCUACCCCAACUAUCCAAUAAGCAUGCAGCAUAACAGCAACUAUCAGCCCCCUGCUACUCCCCAGAUGGUCCCUGAGGGAGGUACAGCCUCUAACUCCUGCCUGUCUGAGGAGAACCAGAGCCAGCAGCCCUCUCAGACUCAGCCUCAGGGAGCCACCCAGGAACCAGGGGGCUACAUGCUGACACCCAACGCUCCAGCCCUCUACGGAUCCGCCUACAGCCCCUUUGAGAAACCGCCACCUUACGCCUGCUGA
This is a messenger RNA of Anoplopoma fimbria (sablefish), 1101 nucleotides long. Its product is annotated as transmembrane protein 255B. Lineage: Eukaryota; Metazoa; Chordata; Actinopteri; Perciformes; Anoplopomatidae. The transcript is spliced from 10 exons. The coding region runs from base 1 to 1101 and encodes 366 amino acids. The record is from RefSeq and is a predicted model, not a curated record.